AUGGACAAGGAGUUGAGAGACAAUUUGAAACAACAAAAAGAACAAGUUCCAAAAUGGGCUACUGACGAUUGGUGGAAAUUCAAAACUGAAGAAGAAAUUAUUCAAGAUCAUGAAAAGUCUCAAAAUUAUUACAAACACUAUUUUAAGGGACUGAGAGAAUUCUUUGAACAAAUGGAACAACACAAGUUGCGGUUGGAUCGAUUUGUUAUGGAUAAGAGAAUUGAAUACCUGAGAGGUGUCACAGAAAGAGUUUCCAAAUGGACUCAAUUACGAAACAUGAACGAGCCUCAAGAUUUGUAUCAAGUGUUUGAUAGGUUGGAGAAUUUUCGACAAGUAUUGACACAAGAAAUUAAUGUCAUGUCCGAGUUUAAAGAUCAUCCUCUCUUUUCGAACAAGAGAUUUGAGAACAGAAGUUACCAUAGUGAGUUUGAAUGUUGUGAUCAUCCUCACUUUUCGAACAGCAGUUACCAUAGCAGGUUUGAACGUUGUGAUGAAUAUAGUAUCAAGGACGCUUUGGCUAACUAUACAUGUGAUAGUUAUUCUAAGGAUCCCUUAGAACAAUAUUUGAACAGUAUUAACUACAAUCCAAGUUUGAUAUCUCGUGCAUUCUUAUCAACAUCGGAGAGCGAUAAACUAAAGGAGUUAAUCUUUACUGCUGUCAAUAAUUGUGACAGUUGGGAUCGUUCUUAG
Naegleria lovaniensis is the source of this 690-nucleotide messenger RNA. RefSeq lists its product as uncharacterized. The record is from RefSeq and is a predicted model, not a curated record. NCBI's taxonomy places the organism in Eukaryota, Heterolobosea, Eutetramitea, Acrasida, Naegleriidae. The transcript has a single exon. Bases 1 to 690 code for a protein of 229 amino acids.